Messenger RNA from Nicrophorus vespilloides, 336 nucleotides. RefSeq names its product DNA-3-methyladenine glycosylase-like. Gene Ontology annotation, biological process: base-excision repair. Lineage: Eukaryota; Metazoa; Arthropoda; Insecta; Coleoptera; Silphidae. Gene Ontology annotation, molecular function: DNA binding; alkylbase DNA N-glycosylase activity. The coding region runs from base 1 to 336 and encodes 111 amino acids. The record is from RefSeq and is a predicted model, not a curated record. The transcript is spliced from 2 exons.
AUGACGAAACGAUUAGGGCAAUCGUUUUAUAAUGUAAGUUCAAAGGAAUUGGCAAUAAGUCUACUUGGUAAAAUAUUAGUUCGGCAACUAGAUACUGGUGAAACCUUAAAAGGUAGAAUAGUGGAAAUUGAAUCUUACCCUAGUUCUCAAGACAUCUUCUCAAACCAAAAAGAAAACAAUGAACCCAUCAAGCCUGGGACAUCAUUGGUCUGCGUGUCUUAUGGACUGUUUUGGUUGAACAUAUCAAGUAAUGAUCCAAAUGGUGUUGUAGUAAUAAGAGCUAUUGAACCCAUUGUUGGAGUUAAGGGAAUGAUGACACGCAGAAAUAGAAAGUAA